This is a messenger RNA of Epinephelus lanceolatus (giant grouper), 5029 nucleotides long. RefSeq names its product leucine rich repeat containing 45 (gene lrrc45). The record is from RefSeq and is a predicted model, not a curated record. Gene Ontology annotation, molecular function: protein binding. Gene Ontology annotation, cellular component: plasma membrane; centrosome. NCBI's taxonomy places the organism in Eukaryota, Metazoa, Chordata, Actinopteri, Perciformes, Serranidae.
UACACUUCCUAGUUACGUUGUCGCUUGGCUUCCUUUGCCUGUCAGCUGUGAUGUCUACAACAACAAUAACUACUGGGGAGGUAAUUGUACUGUAGUCACCGAGCCAAGUCACUGAGGAAAGAGGGAAGACGUGAAGAAACCGUUGUGUAUCUCAGAUGAAAAGGAGAGACUGGUGAUUCACAAUGGAGGAUUUCAGGCGGACGUACCUGCGUUUGUGUAAGGAGGGAGGUGUGGAGCCUCAGGAGAGCAUUGUGGCUCAGCUCCAGGAGAGCAGGGCGGCUCAGGGCUCCAGACUGGACCUGAGGGGACAGAGCCUGUCUGUAGAUACCUGCUCUGUGCUGGCCAGAAGCUUCCAAAAAGAUACCGCCUUUACAGAGGUGCUACUUAGUGACUGCAUGCUCAGCGAGGAAGGUGCCAAAGUACUUCUGACUGGACUGUUCGGCAACACAACUGUGAAAGUCCUGGAUCUGAAGGGGAAUAACCUGAGAUCUACAGGAGCUGAGGUGUUGGGAAAGCUGUUGGCACGUAACAAGACUCUGCAGAGGCUAGUGUUGGAGUGGAACGCUUUGGGAGUGUGGGAUGAAGCCUUCUUACUCUUUUGUGAGGGACUGGCCUCCAACACUGUGCUGACACAGCUGGACCUACGCAACAAUCAGAUCAACCACCACGGAGCGUCUGAGCUGGCACUGGCACUUAAACGCAACGCCACUUUGCAAGUGCUAGAUCUGAGGUGGAACAACAUUGGUCUGCUGGGUGGCAGGUCCCUGCUGGAGGCUCUUCAGAAGAACAAGAGCAUAGUGAAGCUGGAGAUGGCAGGGAACAACAUACCUAGUGACACACUCAAAGCACUUGAGCAGACCACCGGGCACAACUCAGACAUACAGUCCACCCUGAGAGAGAGCCGCAGCAGGACUCAGGUCCUUAGCAAGGAGAUCCAGACGCUAAAGGAGGAGAAGGGCCGGCAGUUUCUAACCUUGAUGGAAACCAUAGACAGGCAGAGGGAGGAGAUGGGACGCUCCAGCGGGUCCACCUCCAUUCAGAUAGGCCAACUUCAGGAAGCUCUCAAUGAGAGGAAGUCAGCUGUCAACUCUCUCACUGCCAAACUACAGAUGACAGAGGCUGCCCUGGCCCUCUCUGAGCAGAAAAACAACAACCUGGGAGAGUUGCUGACACGAGUGAAGGCUGAGAAAGAAGAACAGAGGGAACGACAGAGCAGAGAGAGGAAGAAGGAGCAAGAGGAAAGCGCACACAGAGAGGGCAGACUCCUCCGAGAGAUCCAAAACCUGACAGAAACCAACAGCCAACUUGUGACUAAAUUGGAGGAGAUGGAGCGCAGGUGUAAGUCUCAGCAGCAGCAGAUCUUUGAGCUGAAGCAGGAGCUGACCAACAGCACGGCAGAGCUCAAGCUGCAGCUAGCACAGGCUGAAGACCGUCUGGAAAUAGAGAAGCGAAGGUCCAAGCAGGCUCUGCAGGACAUGGACAGUCUCCGCCUGAAGGAGGUGGAGCAUGUUAAUCGACAUCUAGAAGAGAGUGAGAGGGCUCUGCAGGAGCGCAUCUUCAAGCUGGAGGGACAGCGGAUACAACUGGAGGAGGAGCUGAGUAAAGCCAAAGCAGCGUGUGUGACAGAGAGGGCCCAGGCAGAGGAGGAGAUGGGAAGAGUGCGAGCUCAAGUGCGUCAGGAGGAGCAGGAGCACGUGUCAUCCUUGGAGGAGAAGCUUCGCUCUGUGCGUACCUGCCUACAGGAGGUCCAGUUCCAUUGCUCCCAGCAGAAACAAACCAUCUCUGAGCUGCAGGCCAAGAACAGCCAGCAGAGCAUCGAGAUCAACGGAAUGAGGCGUAGGACGGAGGAACUCCAGCAGGAGCUGUCGGCUAAGGACCAGGAGAAGGUGGCUGAAAUAAGCAGGGUUAGGGUGGAGCUGCAGGAGCAGAUCGGACAUUUACAGGCAGAGAGAACAGCACAGGGAGGACUCAAAGAGAAGAUCAGUGCUCUGGAGAGAGAGAUUAAAGUACUUAGCAGUAACCACAGGGAGGUGCUCCUCGACAAAGAGAGUGAGAUGUCUUCCAUGCUGGAGAAGCUGCGGCUGAAGGAGGCGGAGAUCCAGAGGAUGAGGGAAGACGAAGCCAACAGAGCCAGCUACCUGCAGAGCGCCAUCCUCACCUACGUUCAGGGCUCACCUCUGGGACACUACAGUAGCCCCAAAAAAUGACCCAGAGACCUCAACCCCUCAGCUGUAACAUCUGAGCCCUAGUUUCUUAACAGGUAAGGACAGUCUGAGGAAUAAAAAAAGAAUCAUGAUUGUCUGGACUUGAAACAUUUGGAAAAGACAGCAAAUCAGGAGCGUAAGGGGAGAUCAUCUGUGCUGGCCAAUAUGACUGUGAGCUGUAAUCCUACCUAACACAAUGUGCAGAUCCAUUUAACAAAUGAAGGGCUUAAAAAGACUUAAAAAAAACAUCUGUGACAUUUGCUGGAUAUCCAUGGUCCCCAGAUGACAAAUAUUACAUGCAAGAUAUAUUUUUAUGCUUUUUUUAAUCUUUAGAUAAAUUCAACACGUGAAUGCUCUUGAGAUGAACGACUCUUUCGUCUAUCUCCACCCACAAGGCACAAUUCACAUUUUUACACCCACUUCUAAUAAAGUAAUGAACACCAAAGCCACUGGGGUUGCUACCACUGUGCUGGAUAUCUACCUGUUAUUUGUUUUGUUUGUUUUUAACCAAAUGUUUGCCAGCUAGAUGAGAUUAUUACUAGGUAUUGAAAAAAUAUGUUUAUCUAUUCAAAAUGUCAAGUGUCAGUUUUAAGUUACUCGUUCAUAGAGUGAUGGUCCAAAGUCGGUAUUAUUUUGAGAUGUAUAUUAUUUCUUCCGUCUUAGAUGAAGUAGCAACACAGUACUCUAAGGGUAAAAACACAAUCAGGGAACUAAGCUCUUCUUGCUCAGCGCCUCAAAAUGUCUCCAAGUGUAAGAAGUGCUAUUGUAUUUUCAUAAUGGCCUGUCUUAUCUUAAAGGGUGACUUAAAUAUUUUUUAACCUGGACUCUAUUUUCCCAUGUUUUUGUGUCUAAGUGACUGAUGGAGACCACAAUUUCUAAAAUUCGACCAGUGUUGAGUGUGAGCUCUGCAGCCAGCAGCAGUGACACAGGCUGCAAUGUAACCACUCAGGGCAUUUGGCACAGUCAAUUUAUGUCCACUAAAAGCGCUUGUUUUUUUCACUGACAUGCUCAGAUGGUUAUUUUAAGUGUCUGACAACAUUAUGGAAAGGAUGCCUACAGAGACAGACCUUUUUAUAAAGAGUAAGAUCAUAUUUGUAUAUCCGCAAAUAGUUCUGAAAUCUCUAUCGCCAGUUCCACCAGACUCUAUUUCAAUAAACAGUAAUUUUGUUAUUGUAAGGGGCUGCACAUAUUUUUGUGCCCUCAUAUCCAUUGUUUUCAGUGUAGACGUGUGGCAGGCGCACUCAAAAGCCAGAGGGAUGCCAGAGCAACGCGCACACGUUCCCGAGUGCCUUUUUUUCAGGGUGUGAUGGCCCACUUUGAGAUAACCAGGGUUCAACUUUUGGAACGCGGCAGCGUGCACGUCAUGUAACGAGGAACAACCACUCACAGCCAACAGAUAUCUUUCCCUACUUCCAUAAAUAUCAGUCUGUGGUAAAUAUGGAGAGGAAAUUGAUCAUUUUAGUGUAGGAAUACCCAGAGCUUUAUGUCAGUCCCACAGACAAUAUUUUAGGCCUGCACACUUUAAAAACAGUGCCUGAACUUAGGAUUUCAUGUAUAUAGGCUAUGAUACGGUGCUUGUUAUGGUUGCUUAGCAGCUUCAAAUGCAACCUGUCUCCAUGCCCUUGAAAGCUGGCACAGAAAGGAACAUGAGUUGCACAUAGCACCCGACUUCACGUUUUCCAGGUGGUUAAAGACACGGCAUGUGUAUGGCCCCUUAAACUCACUUCAUUCAAAAUCAACAGAGGCCAAAUAAAGCCAUUUUGGUUCAUCCUUCCACUGUUCCAACAAUCACCAGCUCUGGUUUGGUAAAAUAAACCCUGAAUUCACUCAGUUAGAAGUGACAAUAUGCUGGCUCUAUACACGUUAGAUUACUGCUUAUUCAAAUGGAGUCUGGUGGGUUUGGCAAUGACGACCUCUGGGCUAUUUCUGGUUAAACAAAAAGGAUCUUUCUCUUUCACAAAAAGUCUUUCUCUGAAGGGAUCCUAUCAAUAAUGUUGUCAGACACUAAAAAUAAUAAUCUGAGCCUGUCAGUGGCAAAAACAAGUACUUUUAGUGGACAUAAAUUGAUGGAGUGCAAAACUCCCCAAAGGAUUCUAUGGCUGCCUGUUUUUAUUAUUAACAGCUGCAGCGCUUUCACUUGAUACUGGACCACUUUCAAAACUUGUUGUUCCCAUUAGUGACUUGGACACAAAAACAUGGGAAAAUAGAGUCCAAGUUAAAAAAAAUACUGAAAUUACCAUUUAAAAAAUAUUUGACUUGGUAUGAGACUGAACUGCUGUUGAAAGGACAUUUAAUUUGCUGUGACCACAGCCCUGUCUUAAUGCAUCACACAACCUUGGAUCACUGCAGAAGAAUCUCCACUCUCAUGUCUUUAGCCCCCCACUCUAAUUGAGAUGUCCUGUGCACUAAUUAAACUGUCAUCACUUGUAUCUGUUUUGCUGUCCAGCCCAUUCUAGCAUUAUUGGUGUUUACAUGCAAAAUGAAAUUUUUAUUCAAAUAUGCCUUAAUAUUUGUAUCUGUCAAACCAGAUGGCUGCCUCUCUCCAGCUCAGACACAGAGAGCAGAAAACUGACUCACCAAAUAAUCUCUGCUGUUUUUACAAAUUCAGUCCAAAUUAAGCUCUGGAUGCAGUCUUUUAUAUAGAAAUUGCUGUUUUAUAUCUUGAUACUGUUUCAGAUAUGUCAUGGAUAUUUAUCAUUUUAUAUUUUCAGGUGUUUUUACCAGUUUGCUCUGUUCUUGAUUGUGCUUUUUGUAUCAAUUAAAAAGUCAUUUCUGAAAUAAAUGUCCCACAAUUUUUCGUAAUGUGUGGAUGAUUUAGCAGUUGA